CAAAGACGCCCCAAGAGCUUCCCAAGAGGACCCCGUAGCCAUUUCGGCUCAAGCCAGUUUAGGCUCAAGAUUCCGAGGGGCCGUCGCCGGCCUUCCAGGGUUCCCCUCGGCCGUCUCUCGUUCAGGACCUCUCAGCUAUGCGCAUCUGCAGACUGCAUGAUGCACCUACGCACGUCUCGCACCCUCGGCGCGCUGCUCCUGCCGCUGAUAGCGCGCGGCGCCCCGAGCGCCAGGUCGCCUGCGAGCGGGGCGCUGGCCCGCCCGAGGCUGGAGGGCUCGGCGAACGGUCACCCUCGAGAGCCACAGGCCGAGCUCGGGAGGGGCCAGGCCACCAGGGCGCGCAGUUGCUCAAGCUCUUGGCGAGUGAUGGGGCCGCCUGGGACGCUUUCGGUAAAUCGGUGGCCGUGAGCUCCGACGGGGCCCGCGUGGUGGUGGGGGCCCACUACUGCUAUGACGAUGACGACAGAUCAUAUGGAUCCGGCUCCGUGUACGUGCUCGACGGGGCCAUUGGCGAGAGGUUGCUCAAGCUUGUGGCGAGUGAUAGGGCCGAGGGCGCCUGGUUCGGUAGAUCGGUGGCCGUGAGCUCCGACGGGGCCGUCGUGGUGGUGGGGGCCUACUAUGACGACGACGAGGGCAGCCAGUCUGGCUCCGCGUACGUGUUCGAAGUCAUCAUCUACGGCUACUACGGCUACUACUACGCCGAGACGACCACCAAGACGGCCACGACGACCACCGAGACGGCCAGGAGUUCCGCGACGUCAAGCACUACUACCACCACCAAGACAGCCACCGAGACAACAACCGAGACGACCACCGAGACGACCACCAAAACGGCCACGACGACCACCGAUACGGGUACGAGUCCGGCCACGUCAAACACCACAGCCACCACCGAGCCAUCGGCGGAGGAGCAGCAAUAUUGCAGGGGAUUAAUUACAGUCUUCGCUGGUGUCUUGAUCUUGUUCUUUGUGUUCUUUGUCUGCGGCGUCGCGCUGGGCUGCCUGAUGGGGCGGAUGUCCUGGCAGUGGCAGGGGCCCAACACCGGAGCGCGGCAUUCACGACGCGGAGGUUGAGACCAACUGACGCGGAGAUCGAUGAGCACGAGUCGGAUCACCGUAUUUAGCACGACGCGGAGGUUGAGGCCUUCCUCUCGUCUCCCUCCCUCCUCCUCGCCCCCUGACGCGCCGCGCAGCUAUCCCUCGCAGUACGUUCGAGCAACGGGUACAACGAUGGCCCGCGAGGCACUUCGCUAUACUCUAGUA
Molecule: messenger RNA, 1262 nt
Organism: Prorocentrum cordatum
Lineage: Eukaryota; Dinophyceae; Prorocentrales; Prorocentraceae
Source: the annotation of a GenBank genome assembly